This is a messenger RNA of Humulus lupulus (European hop), 603 nucleotides long. RefSeq lists its product as uncharacterized. Bases 1 to 603 code for a protein of 200 amino acids. The record is from RefSeq and is a predicted model, not a curated record. The transcript has a single exon. Lineage: Eukaryota; Viridiplantae; Streptophyta; Magnoliopsida; Rosales; Cannabaceae.
AUGGAGGAAAGAGUGAAGCGAUAUAGAUCGUUGGGGCACACCGUCAACUUUGUCACUGCAGAAGAGAGGUGUUACCCCACUGUUUCAAUAACUUUUACAGAAGAAGACCUGCAGGAGGUGCACCUACCUCAUGACAACCCAUUGGUCAUCAAGCUGGAAGUGGAUCGUUGCCAAUUGGGGAGAGUUUUAGUCGAUGGUGGCAGCGAAGUCGACAUCCUCUUCUGGGAAGCCUUCCAGAAAAUGGGUCUUGAGGAAAGUCAGAUCAAGCCUUCUGUUGCACCAAUCAUGGGGUUCAAUAGCCAAAGAUUAUACCCAAAGGGAUCAAUCAAGCUAAACGUAGUCACCGCAAAAUGCAAUUUAGAAGUAAACUUCCUGAUAAUAGACUCUAUCACAAGCUACAAUGCAAUCAUGGGAAGAAAUUGGAUCCACAGAAUGCAAGGUGUUGUCUCCACUUUUCACCAAGUUAUGCAUUGCCAAUCACCCAAUGGGCACUACACCAUCAACGUAAAAGGGUGUCAGAGGCAGGAAAAUAAGUGCUACCUGACCCUGAAGGAGAUAAACAAGAUGGAUACCUCCGCCUUUGAAGACGAUCCCACCAAAUAG